GGUCAAUCGCCCGCUUAAUUCUUUACAUACUAGUCAUUGAUUUCCAAUUCUUCUGAUUCGGAUUAUUUCCCCCCAAUUGACUUGAUACUGACCUGGCCGAUUCCCUACCAUGUCCGCAACCCCCGAACCGCGUGGCCGUCGGUCACGGGGGCCCGCGAACUCGGUGAUCUCUACACCAGGAGACACCACCCUGACUGGACUCCAGCGUCUUCCACGCUACCCAUACACACCUAGUCGGCUCGCAAUGUCAACGACGCCAUCCGCAAACCGAUCGGUUUCUCGAUCGCGACUCACGCCACGUCAACGAGGAGUCGGCGCUCCAUCUACGCCCCAUGGACUCCGUGCUAUGCAGCGGCGCGCUGCGAAUACCCCCGGUCGUGACCGCAGACGAAGCGGGCCGGCCAAGCGAGAGACGACAUUUGAUAUCUUGAGGAAUCUCGGAAAAGCCCUUGCCCCUGUGUCUCAACCUAUCCGAUCGUCGCCCCAAGUCGCCCCGGGGCCGGAGUCGGAGCCGGAACUGGACGAGAUCGAGGAACUCGACAACGAACCUGAGAUUGAGCGGCCUCGUUUGUCGUUGCCGCUAGCGGAAGAAGAGGACGAGGAUGAGGGCGAGGGUAGUCCGGAGCCACGCCCGCCUCGUUUCUCGCUGGCUUUCGAGGAGGAAGAUAUCACCGUUGAAUACCCCCGCCGAGCGCCAAGCGAACAUGACAAGGCGCGAUUGUCGAUGGCGAGUUUCGGUGCCCCUCGGCUGAGCGAGUUUGGCGACGCGGCUAGAUUCGAUAGUGGCAGUGAGGAUGAGGGCGACACGGGUAUCAUGCCUGAUGAUGACGGCCAGGAUGAAACACUUAUGAGCCAGGGUGCUUUCGAUAGAGGAGGCGAAACGGAGGAUCUUGGACGGUUCAACUUUGACUUCAAUUUCCCGUCCCCGCCCCCGCCGGGUGAUGACCUAAUCCAGGACGAGCCGAUGAAUGACGAUGAGUUCGAGCUUCCGGCAGUCGACUUAGAACCAGGGCCCGCCCCUGCGUCGGACGACAGCGAUGAUGCGGGCGAUGCUACGGGCGGAUUUGGCUUGGGGCUUGAUCUUGCCGCUCCCGUCUCGCCCAGUCAGAGUUCCGGGGUUCUCGGGGGAGGGCUGCGUGACGAGAGCACCCUCUUUCAAGGAACCAAACAGAAGAAGCUCUCGCGACAUGGUAUCCCUGUUCCCAACCUGCCGACAGGCGUGGUGAAGAAAUUGGCGACGCGCUUUGCCCCGUCGAGGGCGGGAUCCAAGGCGAAGAUCAGCAAGGCUACGCUGGCGGCCAUUGAGCAGGCUUCGGCCUGGUACUUCGAACAGGCCGGUGAAGACCUCGCGGCGUACGCAAAACACGCCGGUCGGAAAACCAUCGACGAAAGUGACGUUACGACUCUGAUGAGGAGACAACGGCACACUAGCAAUGCGACCACGGUCUUCUCUCUUGCGCAAAAGCAUCUCCCCAAGGAACUUUUGCAGGACAUGAGAUUGGCUAUGCCGCCGUGAACAAUACUAUACAGGUACAAGUACAUCAAAUAAAGAAAAAGGAAUGGAGAACCAGAACAAGUUCGUCUUGAACUUCCCAAACGCCAUCGACAAUCGCCACGAUUCACUCCGUGGACCGGAGAAUAUCUACCAAUUCUUGUUUUGACGGACACGGCGCGUGGCCUCGUUGGGUCUCUUGCGGAUGAUCAUACCCAGCAUGAUGGACGUUGCCAGA
This is a messenger RNA of Aspergillus candidus, 1730 nucleotides long. RefSeq lists its product as uncharacterized. Gene Ontology annotation, molecular function: protein heterodimerization activity; chromatin binding. The record is from RefSeq and is a predicted model, not a curated record. The transcript has 5 exons. NCBI's taxonomy places the organism in Eukaryota, Fungi, Ascomycota, Eurotiomycetes, Eurotiales, Aspergillaceae. Gene Ontology annotation, cellular component: Fanconi anaemia nuclear complex; FANCM-MHF complex. Gene Ontology annotation, biological process: replication fork processing; resolution of meiotic recombination intermediates. Bases 110 to 1516 code for a protein of 468 amino acids.